Molecule: messenger RNA, 1088 nt
Organism: Calypte anna (Anna's hummingbird)
Lineage: Eukaryota; Metazoa; Chordata; Aves; Apodiformes; Trochilidae
Gene: KCNMB1
Product: potassium calcium-activated channel subfamily M regulatory beta subunit 1
Exons: 5
Coding region: 301-903 (200 amino acids)
Biological process (GO): potassium ion transport; detection of calcium ion
Cellular component (GO): voltage-gated potassium channel complex; membrane
Molecular function (GO): calcium-activated potassium channel activity; potassium channel regulator activity
Source: RefSeq, a predicted model, not a curated record
GCAAACCCAGAGAAGUAAAGGAAGGGGAAAAAAAGAAUCAUAAAAAUCCCUUUCAGCUUUAAGUUCUGCUACUGUCCCAAGUCUGCCUCAUAACAGAAGUUUUUCCAUCGGAGAAGGAAUAAUUUCCUCAAAACCAGCUUUUUUACCUCCAAGUGAGAGAGGAACAAGGCACUUGGACUCUUGCAGGCUUCCUGGAAAUAGACUCAAAAAUUGCUUUAUUUUGUACAGCCCUGUACUGCACAGAAUCCACAAGAAACACUCUAGAAAAACUUCAGAACUGCUGAACCGAAACUCCAAAUCAUGUUGGGAAAAAAGUUGGUGACUGCACAAAAGCGAGGGGAGACCAGAGCUCUGUGCCUGGGGCUGGGAAUGGUGGCCUGCUCCAUGGUGAUGUACUUUUUUAUUGGGAUCACCAUUGUGCCAUUCUACACUAAAAGUGUAUGGACAACAGAAACUGUGUGCAAGGUACUCAAAGUCAACAUCCAAGACAAAGUUCCAUGCUCAAACAGUGAAGGCUCAGAGGAUGAGGAUGCCUUUCCUUACCCCUGUCUCCAGGUGUGGGUUAAUCUGACAGUCUCAGGACAAGAGGUUAUGCUGUAUCAGACUGAAGAUACACUGGAAAGAAAUUCUAAGUGCUCAUACGUUCCAGGAAAGUCAGAGAACUCUAAGGAAGUCAAAGCACGAAUAGAAACAAUUGCAAGCAAUUUCAAGAAGUACCAGACUUUACCAUGCUACUAUGACCCAGGCGGAAUGCAGACCAAUGUCAUUCUAAGCAGACUUUAUCCCCCUAAAAGCCUCCUCUUUGCUUUCCUUUGGCCUACACUCAUGUUUACUGGUGGAUGUCUGAUUAUUUUUCUGGUAAAAAUUAGUCAGUAUGUUUCUGUUCUUUCUGCUUGGCAGUAGAAAAUAAAAACCCAGCACAGACUGUUGCAAGAUAUUAAAACACUUUUUUCUGCCUCUUUCUGCAUUAUGUGUUUCUUGGCAAGCCAGGUAUCAGUGCAAGGGCAGGAAACUGAAUAGCACCCACUGUGGAUUGCAUGAAGACAAAAUAUAAAAUUCAUACCAAGCAAUGCCUGAAAAUAAGAACA